GUGUACUGUAUCAUUCAAAAGCUGCAGACCUCGUGUGUGUGUGGUCAAGGCCUCCAAUUUGAGCGUUGAUGAUUGUAUCUGCAGUUGCGAUUUUGUCAAGCGAAUAGCGAGAGAUCGAAAUCGUUCAGUUGGUUGUUGUGUUGUAUACGUACUGCUUGGUGCCAGACAGUGAUCAGGACAGGAGAUGACGACUAUAAGUGCAGCAGGCUGGUUUGAUGAUGGUUCCAAGCAAGACAAUGGAAAGACAAAGAGGGCGGCUGGAAAAGUCUCUGCAGCCGUUUCUUCUCGAUCCAGAGAAGCUGCACCGAAACAGAAGUCACCCAAUAUUGCUGUAACGUCGUGGGGACAUGGUGUAGUCGGUUGUUCAAAGAAGACACCUUGUGCGGGCGUUGUGACGUCUCGAGGAAUCAACAAGCUAGUAAAACCGAGCACACACAAGCAGGUUGCCGCAUCUAAGUACGCGUCGUAUCGACAAGAAAUGGAGAAAAAUAGAGAUUUAUCAAGCAACGAACAUCAAGCUGCCAUAACAAUUCAAAGGCAUCUUCGAGGAUUUCAAGCUCGUCAAAUGAAGAAAAGAGAAGAGGAGAUGGCAACAAAAAUACAAAGACAAUAUCGAAGAUGGAAAGACUCGGGAUCACAUGAUUGCGACAGCUCAACGAUUGUGUCAUCAGAUUUAUCAACUGAUCUCUCUACAGGAAUCAGUGAAUUUGCUGAUCUUCAAGCCGAAAUCAACAAGUUGAAUUUCUCUGCAGAAUCCAAGUUUGAGGAGUUGACUCUUGGAGAUGACUGUCAAACACCUCGACUUGUUAUCAUUGCUUCUAAUGUACCACAUGCAAGAACCCUUCAGAGAUGUGUCCGUGAAGACGUCUUGUCAACAGUUUAUGACUUUGGAGACAGCACGUUGCCUGGGUUGCUCAGAACGAUCAGAACUGUAUUGCAUGAAUACAAACCCGGAGUGAAAGCCAAAUCUGUUGCCUUUGUCUGUCAGGGCGGUCCCGGGUACUUUUAUCUGCUGGCAGGAAAAGUCAUCACGUCUGCCAAGCUUUCUACCAACAAAGCCAUCUCAAAGUUUUGGGUGGCAUUUGGAGAUAUCAUGAGCAAAAUCAAUCCUGAUGAAGCGUACGUGGACUUCAUCGGUUCAUAUGUGGCUGGAAAUAGACAGGGCGAGCAGCUCCUGCAAGAUCUGGAGAACCUUAUGCAACCCAAUGUAGUGCACACGCGUUCGCUCUUAGAACAAUCUCCAACAGGGCUACUGAUGCUCGACACAUACUUCAACAUACCUUCGUAUAAGACUUGGAAGAUGACGAGACAUAGUAAAAUGUCACUGAUGUAGGGAUUCCACGAUUAGCUAAUUAAUUAAUUAAUUAAUUAAUUUACAACUGUCUUUAAUUGACGAGAAUUUCUAUAUUGCAAAUUUAUUAGUGUGGAGUUUAUCGAGUAAUAAACAAUGAUACUAUACUAAGCACAUGCGUAA
Messenger RNA from Corticium candelabrum, 1474 nucleotides. Its product is annotated as NMDA receptor synaptonuclear signaling and neuronal migration factor-like. NCBI's taxonomy places the organism in Eukaryota, Metazoa, Porifera, Homoscleromorpha, Homosclerophorida, Plakinidae. Gene Ontology annotation, biological process: regulation of neuron migration; regulation of neuronal synaptic plasticity. Gene Ontology annotation, cellular component: cytoplasm; nucleus. Gene Ontology annotation, molecular function: protein binding. The record is from RefSeq and is a predicted model, not a curated record. Bases 185 to 1333 code for a protein of 382 amino acids. The transcript is spliced from 15 exons.